Messenger RNA from Patiria miniata (bat star), 1487 nucleotides. Its product is annotated as dihydrofolate reductase-like. Gene Ontology annotation, molecular function: NADP binding; dihydrofolate reductase activity. Gene Ontology annotation, cellular component: mitochondrion. The coding region runs from base 87 to 674 and encodes 195 amino acids. Gene Ontology annotation, biological process: folic acid metabolic process; glycine biosynthetic process; tetrahydrofolate biosynthetic process. The record is from RefSeq and is a predicted model, not a curated record. NCBI's taxonomy places the organism in Eukaryota, Metazoa, Echinodermata, Asteroidea, Valvatida, Asterinidae. The transcript has 5 exons.
GCCCGCGCGCGCGAAACGUGAAAUUUUGCACUUGAAGUCAACAUCAGCUGGGCGGCACAUGAGUUGUGACGCUAGGAAGGCCGGAAAUGGCAGGUCAGAAGCAGUAUAACUUGAUCGUUGCUGCAUGCAAGUGCAAAGACUCCCUAGGAAUAGGAAUUAAUGGUACGAUCCCAUGGAAACUGAGGACUGACAUGAAGUUCUUCAGUACCCAGACAUCAACAACAGCUGAGAAAGACAAGAAGAACGCUGUCAUUAUGGGUCGUAAGACUUGGCUGUCGAUCCCUGACAAAUUUCGCCCGCUACCAAACAGAGUUAACAUUGUUCUCAGCAAAACAUUAAGUGAGUGUCCAGCUGGUGCUGACCACCUCUGCCGGAGCCUGGAUCACGCAGUCAAGCUCCUGUCUGAUCCUCCUGUAGCUGAUGGAAUCGAUGUUGUCUGGAUUAUUGGUGGAAGCUCUGUAUACAAGGAAGCGAUGGAGUCCUCCCUUUGUCAUCGCAUCUACCUGACGCGCAUCCACUCUCAGUUUGAAUGUGACACGUUUAUGCCAGAAAUUGAUACCUCCAAGUUCAAAGUGGUCAGUGACCCAGCGGUUAGUGGUGAGCGACAGAAAGAAAAUGACAUUGAAUUCAAUUUUGAAAUUCACCAGAACAUCCAGCAUACCUCAACAUCUUGAACACAUCUAGGAAUUAAUUUGAACUGAGCUUUUACCCUUUUUUCUUCGGGGGGGGGGGGGGGGAGUGACUUGGCAAACUCUCUGUUCAUCAAAUAUAAAAUUUGAAGUAAAUACAAUAUGGGAAAGUUAAUGACGUUGCCUUUUCACAAUUUAUAGUAACUUGAUUAACUUCACUGAAGCGUUUAUUUUGUCUGAUGUGUAAUGGCUUGACAAUUGGUAAUAUAUUAACAUAUAAUUUAGUGCAAGGACUAUCUCUCCUUUUUUUUCUUCUUCUAAAUACCCUUCGGAAGUAUCCAAGAUGGUUAUAGUUUGAAGAAAUCUCACAAACAGAAGUAAUACAGUUACUCCUUCAAAUAAAAUGGGGAGUGAUUUCCCAAUUGGUGUGAACUAAUGACAAACGAAUUUUCAAAAAAUAUUAAAACAGUUAGCAUCCCUGAAAUAACGAAGAGCCAAUGAAGACUACAUCUUAAUUAACACGGGAAAACGUACUUUAUUCAAUGUUAAUGCUCAAUUUGGCAAAGUAUUUUUAUGGAAAUAUUGAUUUUUAAAUAAGGUCUUUGUCGAAGAUGUAAUCUAAAAUGUCCACAUUUCCCCAACAUUUUAAUUCGCAUGUGUUGACUGAGGCCUUGCAUUUCUUUUUAUUUCAUCUGUGGUUUUUCAGUACCGUUUCUUUUUAAAUUGCUGUAGCCAAAGUGACUUUUUGUUUCACAUCAUUUAAGUCAUAUUGCUGAAGCGGUAUUUUUGUUGUAAAAGAACAAUCUAUUUUGUCCACCCAAAAGUUUCAAAUAAAAAGCUUUAUAAAAAGAGCAAUAA